Pelodiscus sinensis (Chinese soft-shelled turtle) is the source of this 954-nucleotide messenger RNA. The record is from RefSeq and is a predicted model, not a curated record. NCBI's taxonomy places the organism in Eukaryota, Metazoa, Chordata, Testudines, Trionychidae.
UGGUUUAAGGAACUGCCACCAGAUUCUAAAGCAGCCAGUUGAUUUCCAGGGUACUGAAUGCAGGGGUGGGUUUUUUUCUUUCAGGGGCUGGUGGCUUUUCCAUGAGGCGUCGGCGCCUUUCUCCAGGGUGCAGCAGGCUGGCGGAGAGCUCUCCACAAGGACGCCAUGCAGGAGAACUAUGAAACGCUGAUCUCUCUGGCAGAAGAGAUGGCCAUCAGCAUGCCGCGGAUCACCGCCAUGGCUGAGUCCCACCGCCGAGAGCUGGUGUCGGCGGGCUUCCCGAUUUCAAAGCCUGACUUGCUGUCCUGGAUGGAACGAGGGGAAGAGCCGUGGGUCCCGGAUCUCCAGGCCCCCGAGGAAAGGGAAAUCCCAAGAAGCAGCAGCCCAGCAGGCGAAGCCUCUAGAAGCGAGGAAGAAGAGGAGGAAGAGGAAGAAGAGGAGGAGGAGGAGGAAGACGAGGAGCAGCCAGGGACAUCCCUGGAGGAAAAGGAGGUUGAGAGUCCCAGCCCCGGGCCGGAGGGGAAACUCGAGAUCCUGGAGGGGAAAACCCCAGAGAAACCCGCAGGCCAGACCGGAAACCUGAAGCCGCCGCCGGCUCCCGCGGGGGCCGACAAAGUGUUCCACUGCGCCGAGUGCGGGAAGACCUUCAGCCAGCGGUCCAACCUGAUCCGGCACCAGCCCCUGCCCGCAGUGCGAGAAGAGCUUCACUCCCACCUGGAGCGGCACCGGCGCGUCCACACCGGCGAGCGGCCCUACGCCUGCGGGGACUGCGGGAAGGGCUUCAGCGUCAGCUCCCACCUGGAGCGGCACCGGCGGGUCCACACGGGCGAGCGGCCCUACAAAUGCGCCGAGUGCGGGAAACCCUUCGCCGUCAGCUCCACCCUGGCCCAGCACCAGCGGCAUUCCCAGAAUCCCGAGUCCUCUGUUCUGGAGAAAAACCACCAGUCAAAAUGA